Triticum aestivum (bread wheat) is the source of this 823-nucleotide messenger RNA. RefSeq lists its product as uncharacterized. Gene Ontology annotation, cellular component: chloroplast. Lineage: Eukaryota; Viridiplantae; Streptophyta; Magnoliopsida; Poales; Poaceae. The transcript has a single exon. The coding region runs from base 194 to 796 and encodes 200 amino acids. The record is from RefSeq and is a predicted model, not a curated record.
GGUCGCGUCCCACUCCCACUCCCACCCGGCUCUCGUCGCGUCCUGUGGUAUGGCGCCGCAGCGGCCUCGGGCGCUCCUCCGACGACCGCUCCCCUCCUCGUAACCACCGUCCGUGCCGAUCCAAACCCCGCAGAGCACCACGGCCGCCACGGCAAGCCUAAAAGAGCAGCCUCUCCCUUCGACCCGGACAGUCAUGGCGGCCGCACUUCUCGCCGCCGCGCCCUCGCCUCUCCCGCCGGCAUCCUGGAGACGGAGGCCUCUCCUCGCGGCCCUGCCGCCCGCUCUCCGCUGCCUCAGGGCUCCAACCUCCGCUCCUCCCGGAACCCCGCCGCCUCCCCGCAGAGCUCUCGCUCCCGUCUCCAGAGCCGCGCGCGGAGCGGCGCUGGCGCGAGGCAGGGGUGAGGUGACGGGGAAGUCCGGCCAGGCGCCCCGCGAUUGGGGCGCGCUUGCGAGGAGGCUGGCGCUGGGCGCGCUCCUGGGCUCCGCCGCCCUGCUCGGCUGCCGCGGCGCGGCGCUCGCGGCGGCCGAGGACUCCAUCAAGGCGUCCGGGUUCGGGCUGCGGGUCGCGGCGUCGCUGCGGAGCCUCGGCUGGCCCGACGACGCCGUCGUGUUCACGCUGGCCACAUUGCCGGUGCUCGAGCUGCGGGGGGCGAUUCCGGCCGGGUAUUGGAUGCGCCUUCACCCCGUCCGGCUGACCGUCCUCGCAGUUUUGGGGUAUAUAUUUCUUAUCUCAGUGUCAAUGCUUCAUUUACUAGAUUUAGUGUCAGUUCCUCAAGGUGUUCGACAGUUUUUUUAACUAAUGAUGAAGUGGAUUGACUCUGUA